AUGCCUGUCCUGUCCACCUGCGUGUGGGAAGAUCUGGAUUUCAGGAGGCCCUGGAUGAGCUCACCACCUCCGAGUUCCUGUUGCGCUCCCCUCUCCCAGCUGGAGUUCCGUUCCCAGACUGUCUUCAUCAGUGGCUUCCGAAACCGCAUUCAGCUGAGGAAAGACCGUCAAUGUCAGGCAUUUGUGAGGAGAGUCAUAACGAGUCAUCUCUUUCAGAUAAUUAUGAUUAGCACCGUCUCUUUGAAUGCCUUUCUUACAGUCUUGUGGACCAGUUAUAAAAUAAGAUACCGCUUGUACAGAGUUUUUGAGAUCUCAGAGAUCAUCUUUGUGUCCAUCUGCACCUCCGAGUUCGCCAUGAAGGUCUACGUGGACCCCAUCGACUACUGGAAGGAUGGCUACAACAUGCUGGAUGUGUUCAUCCUCAUCAUCAUCUUCAUUCCCUAUCUGCUCCGCAAGAUCAAGGGCAAACACUACCCCUACCACAACAUCGCCGAGGGCAUGCAGUCCCUGCACAUCCUCAAGCUCAUCCCCUAUAGCCGAGGCAUCAGGAUGCUCAUCAUUGCCGUGGGGCAGACCGUCUACACCGUGGCCUCUGUGCUCACCCUCCUCUUUGUCCUGAUGUACAUCUUUGCUAUCUUGGGCUUCUGCUUGUUUGGAAUUGUAGAGAACGGUGACCUGAAUAACUGGGGGAGCCUGGCGGUGUCUUUCUUCACCCUCUUCAGCUUGGCCACGGUGGAUGGCUGGACAAACCUACAGGAACAGUUGGACAUGCGGAAUUUUACUCUGAGCCGGGUGUUCACCAUUGCCUUCAUUUUGCUCGCCUCCUUCAUCUUUCUCAACAUGUUCGUGGGGGUGAUGAUCAUGCACACGGAGGACUCCAUCAAAAAGUUUGAGCGGGAACUGAUGCUGGAGAGGCAAGUCACCCUGAUGGAGGAGAAGCAGGUGAUUCUGAAACGGCAGGAGGAGGAAGUGGACAGGCUGAUGAAGACACAGAGCAAUGUUGGCAAGAGUUUCAGUGAGUUGGUGGAGGACUUCAAGAAGACUCUGAGGCACACUGACCCCAUGGUCUUGGAUGAUUUUGGCACUAGCCUACCCUUCAUUGAUGUCUACUUAUCCACUCUGGACAACCAGGACAAUACUGUCAACAAACUUCAGGAGCUGUACUACGAGAUCGUCAACGUGCUGUGCCUGAUGCUCGAGGACUUGCCCAAGGAGAAGUCCCAGUCCUUGCAACGGCUGGAGGAGAAGUAG
Messenger RNA from Marmota flaviventris (yellow-bellied marmot), 1251 nucleotides. NCBI's taxonomy places the organism in Eukaryota, Metazoa, Chordata, Mammalia, Rodentia, Sciuridae. The record is from RefSeq and is a predicted model, not a curated record.